Molecule: messenger RNA, 971 nt
Organism: Olea europaea var. sylvestris
Lineage: Eukaryota; Viridiplantae; Streptophyta; Magnoliopsida; Lamiales; Oleaceae
Exons: 7
Coding region: 200-727 (175 amino acids)
Source: RefSeq, a predicted model, not a curated record
GCGUGUUUGUAGCAAAAUUUAAACCGCGUGGUCAGGCCACUGAAUGAUUAUUUAAACAGUGCUUUCUCUCACAAUUUCUCCUCUGUACGGCGACUCCGUGUAUCGUCGGGAAGCAAGUCGGCCGAUCAGUUCCGGUGUCGUCUGACAGUGGUGCUUGGUGGUAGCCGACACUAGCCGUGAAGUGAAAAUUCAAUUUAAAAUGCUGGAAAAGCCGAGCAUGGAUUCAGCAGCUACCACUGCCAAUGUUGCCACCGUCAAGCGCUACGCUCCUCCCAGUCAACGGAACCGAUCACUCGGAAGACGUAAAUCUGGAGGAGAUCGACUAGAACGGGCAAACAGUUACUCUAAUGAUGGUGAGAAGAACACAGUUGGCAACUUCAGAAGUAUUCCCAUGGCAGGUCAUGGAGAUGCUAGUGGCAACAAUCGCACAAAUGAGAAUCCUCGUUCGAAGUUAAUACCUUUACAUGGGUGUUGCAACAGUGAAGCUCUUCGUCUUUUGAAUGACCGUUGGACAGCUGCCAUGACCGCACUCAAUAAUUUGCCCGAAGAUUCAGCUGAAAGGCCCAUCUUGUAUUCAAGAAAAAGUGCACCAGCCUGGGGCCAAGCUGUCGUCCUUCCACAUUUGCUAAUGCAACCAGCAGGUGGGCCUUCUACUGGUUUGCAGAGCGACUUCUUGACUGAACUCAGGCAGGCAAUGCACAAAGCAAGUACUGGAGCUAACGCCUAAACGGUACUGCAUAUGGUUAAAAUGCAACGUACUCACGUUCGGUCUUCAGAUCCUGCGAGGUGGGAUUAGAUAAUUUGUUGCUCAUCGAAACAGUUUCCAUGUUUGCUACUUAUAUGAUGUGUAAUUUAUCUUUCGACCUCAGAAGUUUCUGCAAUAUAACUGCUUCCAUAUGGUGUGUAUGUUGAUUAUCAUCUAUGUUGUCCUUUAGUAGGUAAUAUGUUAAAUUAUGGAAAUUUAUGUGACU